Molecule: messenger RNA, 2415 nt
Organism: Mus pahari (shrew mouse)
Lineage: Eukaryota; Metazoa; Chordata; Mammalia; Rodentia; Muridae
Gene: Klhl6
Product: kelch like family member 6
Exons: 7
Coding region: 47-1906 (619 amino acids)
Biological process (GO): germinal center formation; B cell receptor signaling pathway
Molecular function (GO): protein binding
Source: RefSeq, a predicted model, not a curated record
AGUGUGACCUCCCCGAAACUUGGCAGCUCCUUUAAUCUAGACAUUGAUGGCAGGACAAAGAGGUGCCUGCACCAUGAGUGAUGUGGUAGAGAGGAGCUUGGAAGGACCCUUAGCACCGACUACAGACAAGUCCUCCCAGAAAAGGGGAGACUUGGUGGAAAUAUUAACUGGGGAGAAGGUAAAAUUUGACGACACGAGACUUUCUUUAAUUCUUCAGAACGGCCUGGAGACGCUGAGAGAGGAAAAUGCUUUGACAGACGUCAUCUUGUGUGUGGACAUUCAGGAAUUCUCUUGCCAUCGAGUGGUGCUUGCUGCAGCCAGCAACUAUUUCAGGGCCAUGUUCUGCAAUGACUUAAAAGAAAAGUAUGAGAAGAGGAUCAUUAUUAAAGGGGUGGAUGCUGAGACCAUGCACACUCUCCUGAUCUACACAUACACAAGCAAGGCUCUGAUCACCAAGCAGAAUGUUCAGCGGGUUCUGGAGGCUGCCAACCUUUUCCAGUUUUUACAGCUGGUGGAUGCCUGUGCCAGCUUUCUCACAGAAGCAUUGAACCCAGAAAAUUGUAUUGGAAUACUGAGGCUGGCAGACACACAUUCCUUGGACAGUUUAAAGAUGCAAGUCCAAAGUUACAUCAUUCAAAACUUCGUUCAGAUUCUGAAUUCCGAGGAGUUCCUUGAACUUCCUGUGGACACUUUGUACCACAUCUUGAGGAGUGACGACCUGUGUGUGACUGAGGAGGCUCAAGUGUUUGAGACUGUGAUGAGCUGGGUCCGGCACAAACAAUCAGAACGACUCUGCCUGCUCCCUUGUGUCCUUGAGAAUGUGCGCUUACCACUUCUGGACCCAUGGUACUUCGUGGAGAUGGUCGAAGCAGACCCGCUCAUUAGACAGUGUCCUGAAGUCUUCCCGCUGCUUCAGGAGGCCAGGAUGUACCACCUUUCUGGCAAUGAGAUUAUUUCAGAGCGCACCAAGCCCAGGAUGCAUGAGUUCCAGUCUGAGGUGUUCAUGAUCAUUGGCGGCUGUACAAAGGAUGAACGAUUUGUGGCAGAGGUUACCUGCCUGGACCCCCUGAGGCGCAGUCGCCUGGAGGUAGCCAAGCUCCCACUGACAGAGCAUGAACUGGAGAGUGAGAAUAAGAAGUGGGUGGAGUUUGCAUGUGUGACGUUAAAAAAUGAGGUCUACAUAUCAGGUGGCAAAGAAACACAGCAUGAUGUUUGGAAAUACAAUUCCUCCAUCAACAAAUGGAUUCAGAUCGAAUAUUUAAACAUAGGCCGCUGGAGGCAUAAGAUGGUUGUAUUGGGUGGCAAAGUCUAUGUACUUGGGGGUUUUGAUGGCUUACAAAGGAUCAACAAUGUGGAGACGUAUGACCCCUUCCACAACUGCUGGUCAGAGGCUGCACCCCUCCAUGUCCAUGUCAGUUCCUUUGCAGCUACCAGCCACAAGAAGAAGUUGUAUGUCAUUGGAGGAGGACCCAAUGGGAAGCUGGCCACAGACAAGACUCAGUGUUACGAUCCUUCCACCAAUAAAUGGGUUUUGAAGUCAGCCAUGCCAGUAGAGGCUAAAUGCAUCAAUGCAGUGAGUUUCCAGGAUCACAUCUAUGUUGUUGGUGGUGCCAUGAGAGCACUCUACGCUUAUAGCCCUCUGGAAGACAGCUGGUGUCUGGUGACACAGCUCAGCCAUGAGCGAGCCAGCUGUGGCAUCGCACCCUGCAACAACAAGCUGUAUAUCACGGGUGGGAGGGACGAGAAGAAUGAGGUCAUUGCCACUGUGCUCUGCUGGGACCCUGAGACUCAGAAGCUGACUGAGGAAUGUGUGCUGCCAAGGGGAGUAUCACAUCAUGGCAGUGUCACCAUCAGGAAGUCAUAUACUCACAUCCGGAGGGUUGUCCCUGGAGCAGUGUCUGUGUGACUGCCCCUGGAGUCUCUAAGCACUGAUUCUGACCCUAGCUUGCCCAUGUCAUCCCUUGUGAGCCACAGGCUUGGCUUGGGCUUAAGGUUCAUCAUGGUGCACCUGGGAAGACAAAGCUUUGGGAUAUGUGAGACCAGCCAGGAAUGCUGUGUGAACUACCUCAGGAUGAAGGGUAAUGUUUAACAUUCCAUGCAUGCCUACUUACCCUGGCCUGUGCCAGGCACUUAGCCAUUGUAAUUUACUUAACUGUGGUAAUGGCCUGCUGCCAGAGAGUAUCAUGCUUGUUUUAGAGGAAGGAAAAAGGAGUUUCAGACAGACCAGUUUUCACUUGGUCUCUCAGGAAGCAAGAAGCUAAGCCAGAAUAAACCCAGGUCUUUCCAUGUCAGUCCCUGUGUCUCCCACCAUACGGCUUAAUUCAGACAGGAAAACAGAAAGCCAACUGCAAACUUGGCUGGUGUCUCUUUUUAGCAAGUUUGCUAAAGAUAAGGGAAUAAAGAUAUUUCUCUGUA